This is a messenger RNA of Orbicella faveolata, 3837 nucleotides long. RefSeq lists its product as uncharacterized. Gene Ontology annotation, cellular component: plasma membrane. NCBI's taxonomy places the organism in Eukaryota, Metazoa, Cnidaria, Anthozoa, Scleractinia, Merulinidae. The record is from RefSeq and is a predicted model, not a curated record.
AGGAUUACACCAAUUAUGAUAUAUGAAAAUUGUUUCAUAUUGUCUUCGCCUAAAGAUUCAUGCAUUUUGGGGGGAAUUUUCAAAUAUCAUUCGUAGUGUAAAUCCUUACUUGCACUGGCAUUCAUAUCAUUACCAAUAACUUAAUAUCACGCAGAUACCAGUCACGGGAAAUCCAAACGAGCGCCAGAUGAGGAGCUUCAACUAGAAAGUGAAGAUGCACUCAAUUCACUCAGCGCUGCUGAGAAAUUAAUGGGAUCAGAUGACGCUUCCCCUGAGCCAAAAAGAAAACAAAAACGAGAUGCAGAGGGUGAUGGUCGGGACCUGCUUGUGGCUUACUUGAGUGACGUGGGAGGAUAUGACAGGAACUAUCGGGAUGUUGAAGACGAGGACGAGUCUGGGUCUUCAGAGUCUAAAGACAAGAGCGAAAAGUUUGAAUACCGACGUAUGGUUAUUGAUGAGUCGGGAGAUGGUGAGUUCGUCGAAAAAUCCAAAAACGAACAACUCAAGGCUCGGAAACGGAGAGAUGUCUCAGAGCCAUGGGACGAGAGCUUCGAUGGACCAAAGAAGAUGGCUUCAAGGGCGGCACCAGUUGAAAAUUAUUCAAAGCGCAACGUCAUUCCUGUGCGUGAGGGUGAUACCGAAGAUGACACCAGCAGGCUCGGAGACUCUUCGGGUGAAGCGGAAAGGCCUGAUGAUUCAAGUGAGGCCAUUGAACCACAAGGAUCGGAAGAUAAGUUAGUUUCCCCUGAAUCCGGUGAUGACCAAAACGCAGAUGGAGUUAGCAAGUCCCAGGACAGCGAUAACUCUGGUCAAUCAGAUUUUGAAAACGAUUCAGGAGAGGCGGAAGAAUCUGCCGAGUCUGCCGAGUCUGGUUAUGCAGACGAAGGCGAGGAGUCUGGAGAUGAGGCAGAUCAAGGAGAAAGUCAGGAGACCAAUUUUGCACGUGUAGUGAGGGCGGUUGACAGUGAAUAUGAUGAUAGCACUUUGUUACGACACCGCAGAGAACUAACAGAAGAACUGGAUGAAGAAGAUAAGCCGAGGGCCAGAUCUAAGAGACAAAAUGAAAUGCUAAAUGACAACAAAAUCAACCGGAUGCAGGACCAUGUAAAACAAGGAGUUGACAACAUAAUGUCGCUGAUAGUAGACAUUUAUCAGUCCAGAAAAUCUUUGGCAAGAUUGGAACAAGUUGUUAGACAGUUAAAACAAGACAUUAUGCAACAAAUGCAUGUGCCAGCAGACCAGACUGAACAAACAAGGAACAAAUUAAGAGAUACUGUCAAACAGACUGUCAUCCAGAAAGUCAAUGAACUUGCUCAAUCAAUUCGUCAAGAAGUAGAAGAUUAUAAACAAAGUCACCAGGCAGUAAGCCAACAAGCCAAGGAAGCCAUCACUGCUAUCUUGGAUAUUCCUGUUUUCCAAGACAAAGUUGCAAGCGUAAAGAACAGAAUAAAGAAAAGAGCUGCAGAAAUAGAAAAAGAAUACAAGAAAGCCAAACGAGGCAGCGAGGAGCUGCCAAGUAUUUUAAAAGAGCACUUUAAAAGAAAUGCACCUGAUUUUAAAGGAGAGAAGAGGCUUUCUCGUUCCCACAGGGAUUUAAAUCUCUAAUCUUUCAACCUCUGUUCUUUUCCUGUCACUUUAAUAUAGAUAUCUCGGGCACUAGAAGCAACUGUACUCUGGAAUGUGAAAAGUCAUCAUAGCAGAUGAUAAUAUUAACAGAGUGCUGGUUUUGGGCGGUAUACUAAAAGCCUCUCUAAAGAGAAAAUAAUGGUCUUGUGUAGAAAAUAGAUAAUAGACAGAGACAAGUAUGAAAACUGAGGUAGGGUAAUUGUGUUACAUACUGGCCCAUAGAGAAUUGUAGCGCUAUUAUCCUGGAUGAAGAUAACAUAUGCAAACAGAAAAAGCAACGAAAUUUCACAUGGACUGAGUGGAUUUGAACACAUCACGCCGCGAUAAAUUAAAGGCCAAAGUCAGUCGUGAAUUUUGCUGCCUUUACUGUAAACGUUGAGAAGUAGCGGGAUUAUAACUGUAGAAAAAGUAAAACUGUAUCACUGUUCUGAAGAGUGAUAUCAGAUUCUAGUUUAUUUCCACCUUGGAGUGAGUCAGUCGAUAGAACACCAAUAUCGCUUUGUAGUAUAUUGGUAAAAAAAGCGGUGAUAUUUUCCUGGAAGUUUUAUGUGAGAGAGUAUGAUUAGCUGUAUCUAUUUUGCACUUCCGUAAAUGUUUAUGAUAUGACAUAAAUAUUAUGCCUGGAAAUGCGGUCUAAACCGAUCAAUAAGACAUUGUACAUUUGCAACUUCUUGUUAAUAACUUGAGCUGUUCUUAAAUCAACGAAAUUGAAUUAAUUUAGUAUAUGACAUUAAAUGUUUGCCGGGAUUUUAAUACGUACUUCAGUUAUUCUUACUCCUCGAACAAGCAAAACGCAUUUAAAACGAGGUCACUCAAUUUCUGUAUAUAAAACUUUGGGCUGCUUAGACCUCAUUCUUGAAUGUAAUAUGUUUACUAAUUAAAAUUUUAAAAUAACAUUAAUCGUAAAAUUGGUCAAACUCACUUCUAUAUAUCUGGGUUACGCAGUCUUUUUCUUUGUGGCAAAGCAAAAGCGAGGACCUGAUUUGUUAUUCUACGUUCCUUACAGCAUAUAUUAAGUGCAGUGUCCUAACAUAUGAUACAUCAUACAACAAUACGUUACUUCGAUUCUCAUCCUGAGCUUGUAUGGUCUUAAGUCAAUCUCUUAAUUUUGGUUUGAAUGCGAAUUUUAUCUGGAUAGUGUUUAAUUAUUUCUUAUUUCUCACAUUUCUGAGCAAAGAGAGAGUCUCAAUGGGGGUUGACCGCCUUGCCGUAAAACGGGUCAAAAAUUUAGCCGUUAUGCGUAAAUUUUAACCGUUAGCCGUGAAAAACAAAUUAACCGUAAAAAAAAAUUUAGCCACGAAAGUGAAAGUCUCAAGAUCUCUUGUCAAGGCUUUUUUUGUGUCUUGUCUUGUUGCAUGUAAGCUAUGUUAGUCUACCAUUCUUUAAAUAACGUUUUCCGUCCCGGAAUGGUGUUAAGACCUUAAAUACAUAUAAGAGUAAUCAAAAUAAAUUUCUAACUUUUGUAAACAAUGAAGGACGUCUGUUUACCGUAACGAAAAUAAAUUAACUGUUGGCAGUAAAAAAGCCAAAGUACUAACCGUUUCUGUAAAAGCCACCACCCCAUUGAGACCCAUUGUCAUUUUCCCUCCCUUGCAAAUAGAAUGAAACGAGCCACCUUUUAUGUCUUCCUUGAAGGAAAUCAACGACCACCAAAAUAUAAAACAUGCAGUGGAAACGAUCCACAACUGACAAAUUAUUUCUUGCAUAUCGUUACUAUACCUCCCACUGUUCUCACAAGAUUAAAUGAAAGGUAUUUUCCUUACCAAAGACAAAUGUCGAAAUUGCGCCCUUAGAACAAAGCAAAACUCACUGAACAUGAGUAGAACAUUGUAACAUUCACUUUAAUUUAAGUUGUGUUAUAACAACGUGAUACAAAUAUUGAGUAUGUGUCCACCUCUAACAAGAGAUGGAGUCUAAUAUCUUGUAAGUUUUAGUGAACUUAGUUUACACUCUUUAUUUUUCAUAGGAAUUUUUUUUUCCAACCGAGGCUUAAUAUUCUUAUUUUUCUGCCGAUUUUAGGCUGAAAAUUGUGAAUAUUCUUAGAUUAUAGCGUAUCAAAUUUCUGCUUUCGAAUCUAUUAAGUGUCUGGAUGGUACUAGAGUAAUUUUGGAGCCAUCAAAGCAUCGAAAAUACGGCUGGUGAUGUUUUUGUUGCUUUUUGGCUAGUUUUGCCGUUUAAAGAAGGAAGAAUUCUAUACGGCUUAGUUAAAAA